AUGCCGGGCCUCGUUCGCAAGCUGCUUAUCUUUGCCGCCGUCGAUGGCCUCAUCUUGCAGCCUGCCCCGCCGCGCAACCAUCCCCCGGCCACCCAGCAGGCCAUCAAGAUCGACUACAAGGGCACCAUCCAACCACUGCUUAGGGACCGCCGGGACGAGGAGACUACCCCGCAGGCCCUGGAAGCACAUGGAAUUGUUGGCCUGCUACAAGCUGCCAAAUCCACCUUCCUGAUCGCUAUUUCCCGUCGCGAGCUCGUCGCCCAGGUUCGCGGAAGAGCCAUCUACGUUAUCACCGAUGUCGCCCUCAUUCCUCUUGCCUCGCAAGCCGAGGCGAACAAUGCGAUCACACAGGCGCGCGAGAGCGUAAAGCGCUACAGGGGCUCGGAUGCCAGCGGCGACGAUUCUGAGUCCGAAUCGGACACGGACACAGACACAGACACCGAGUCGGAUCACUUCACGGUUGACGAGUCGCUACCGGAUAUGUCGCCGCAGGAAGCUGAGAAGGAUGCGACUACUGCGACGGCGAAGAACCGAAGGACAAGCGUUGCUGAGGACGUCAUCGGGCGGAAGGGCGUGUACGGGAGAUUUGCCCAGAAAUGGUUCUCCAAGAAGGGCUGGAGUGCGGAGGGUCGGCGCAUGCAGGGAAUGAGCAGCGACGAGGAUGUGUCCAAACAACCCAAGUCCAGGUCUCCGGCACCCGCACCCCAGGACGAUCCAGCAGCCGCAGCUGCGACUGCUGCGGCCCCCGUUUCGCCGCCUGCUUCCGGGUCUGAUGCUGCCAUGAAGCCUACCCAGGAUGUGUCCGAGAACCUGCCCCAGCCCGCGAACAAUAACACCGGAACGCUGUUGCCCAAGAUUCUCAGGACCACCAAGCUUUACUUUAGUAGCAGAAGCUUUUUCUUUUCUUACGACCUCGAUCUCUCGAGAAGUUGGGGGAAUCAGACGGAAGCACAUUCUUCGCUCCCACUGUUCAAGCUCUACGAUUCCUUGUUCUUCUGGAACAAGAACAUAAUUGAGCCGUUCAUAGAAGCCGGCCAGUACAGCUUUGUGCUGCCUGUGAUCCAGGGCUUUGUAGGACAGAGGGUGUUCUCUGUUGAUGUGGCUGCAGAGUCGUCCGGAUCCACCGUAGUGGGUGCAGCGUCGGAGCCAGAGGAAGUCGUUGCUGCUCAGGAGAGCGCCGCUGCGAAGCGAUCUACCUCUCCUCCGCCGCCGUCAAGAUCUAACACCAAGUCGGGCCUGUCUCACCCUCAAGUGACACCGCUCUCUGUUCACAGUUCCACUAAGAAGGACUACGUGAUAACACUGAUCUCCCGCAGAUCUGUCAUGCGCGCAGGCUUGCGAUAUCUCCGUCGCGGCGUCGACGAGGACGGUCAUGCGGCUAACAGUGUAGAGACGGAGCAGAUACUUGCGCCACAAUCGUGGGAUUCGACGGACGGCAAGAUAUAUUCGUUUGUGCAAUUCAGAGGCUCCAUACCUCUUUUCUUUUCGCAGUCUCCCUAUAGUCUGAAGCCGAUCCCCCAGCUCUGGGGCUCCCCGGAGACAAACGCGACGGCUUUCAAACUCCAUUUUUCUCAGCUUGCUGCCAGGUACGGUGGUAUCCAGGCUGCCUCGCUGGUAGACAAGCACGGAACGGAGCAGAAGAUAGGCGCGGCGUACGAGGAAUAUGCCAACGCCCUCAAUGAGGACGGUGGAAUCGAUGGUCGAGGCAUGCUGCUUGGCUUCGAGUGGUUUGACUUCCACAGUGUCUGCCGGGGAAUGAAGUUCGAAAACGUUGCUUUGCUCAUGAAUUCACUCGCAAAGAACAUGAAGAACUACGGAUGGACUGUCGAGGAUCGCGGACAAAUAGUCCAAAUGCAGAGUGGUAUUCUCCGCACCAAUUGCAUGGACUGCCUGGAUCGCACCAACGUCGUGCAAUCCGCCUGUGCGCGUGAGGCUCUCGAGAGGCAACUCGCGGACCAGAAUGUCAGCAUCGACCUCCAGCACGACCCUCGGACUUCUUGGUUCAACACUCUAUGGGCAGACAAUGGCGAUGCUAUCUCGAAGCAGUACGCCGGAACCGCAGCGCUCAAGGGUGACUUCACCCGGACGAGGAAGCGCAACAUUGCCGGAGCGCUGACCGACUUUGGCCUCACUCUUUCGCGCUACUACAACAACAUCGUCAACGACUACUUCGCCCAGGCCGUCAUCGAUUACCUCCUUGGCCGCGCCACCGAGGACAUCUUCGCCGAUUUCGAGGAUGACAUGAAAGCCCAGGACUACGCCAUUGACCUGCGUAAGGUUCGCCAACUGGCCAUCUCCCGCUGCGCCGAGCUGGUCAUCGAAGACCCGCAAGAGGACUUCCUCCACGGCUGGACCUUGUCAUGCCCUGCCAAAUCCAGCUCCCUCCGUGCUCUUCCGUUCGAGGAAUGCGUUCUUCUACUCACCGAGAGGGCCCUGUAUUUCUGCCGCUUUGACUGGGGCACGGAGAAGGUGCGCGAAUUCGAGCGCAUAGAGCUGGAGGAUGUGAAGGGCUUGGCCAAGGGCACGUACAUCACAAGUACACUAGCACCACGCCACAUGGACGAGGCCAAGAACGUAGGCUUCGUUGUGGAGUAUGUUCAUGUAGGUCCGAACCUGGUGCGGGUGAACACGAGAAGUCUGGCGACCGAAAAGAGCGAGUCUGAGGCGCAAGCUGAGGCGGAGGCAAAUCCUGAGUCGGAGGCAAAGCCCGAAGCCGAGGCAAAGCUGGAAGCGGUGAAGAAGGAUGCAGAUGAAGAGCUGAGAGAGCAGACCAAGGAACAGAGUGAAAGUGGCAAGGCACAAGCAUCAUCUGAAGCCGAAGACCAGCGCAGUAAUGAGGACGCGUCAGCUGCGAAAGAAACCAACCAGAUCCUGCCGCUUCCGCUGAAAAAGAAGACGACCACGAUGAAAACGGACCCGUCUCUUCCUCCUGGCGCUGAGAAGCGCUUUCUCGCAUUCAAAGCACUGCCGCCAAAAUCGAGCUUCGCUACCACAGGUGGCAGUAACGAAGCCGAUGCCGAACCACCCAGUGAGCGUGAGCUCGUAAGCAUGAUUUGCGAGGAGAUCAAGCGCGCAAAAAUGCAGCGAGCCAAGUUCCAUCAAGAAUCAGAAAUUGGCAGAGACAGGGAUGCAACGGCGAAGGGCAAAGAUGUUGACAGAGAGGACGACGCCUUGCAGAUCGAGGACAGGGAUAUCGUCUCGCUUGCAGACGCGAAGAAGAGUACUGGAUUGAUGGAGCAGAUCGGGUAUUCGUUGAAGAAGCUUGUGUGGGCUUGA
Lasiodiplodia theobromae is the source of this 3276-nucleotide messenger RNA. RefSeq names its product Synaptojanin. NCBI's taxonomy places the organism in Eukaryota, Fungi, Ascomycota, Dothideomycetes, Botryosphaeriales, Botryosphaeriaceae. Gene Ontology annotation, cellular component: endoplasmic reticulum. Gene Ontology annotation, molecular function: phosphatidylinositol-4-phosphate phosphatase activity. Gene Ontology annotation, biological process: phosphatidylinositol dephosphorylation. The transcript is spliced from 3 exons. The record is from RefSeq and is a predicted model, not a curated record. Bases 1 to 3276 code for a protein of 1091 amino acids.